This is a messenger RNA of Lepus europaeus (European hare), 2542 nucleotides long. It is a transcript of the gene TFPI, whose product is annotated as tissue factor pathway inhibitor. Gene Ontology annotation, cellular component: extracellular region. Gene Ontology annotation, biological process: negative regulation of peptidase activity. Gene Ontology annotation, molecular function: serine-type endopeptidase inhibitor activity. Lineage: Eukaryota; Metazoa; Chordata; Mammalia; Lagomorpha; Leporidae. The coding region runs from base 309 to 1211 and encodes 300 amino acids. The transcript is spliced from 8 exons. The record is from RefSeq and is a predicted model, not a curated record.
AAGCCCAGCUACUCCCAGCUGCCUGUGAGCUCUGACAGGAACUCCGACGCUCCCUUUUGGCCCAAAUGACAGGACACACUGGGCUGGUGCAUCGGCAAAUUCUUACCUUUCCCCUUCACUGUUACCAGGAUCAGAUUGCAUCUCUUUGAGUCUCCUCCACUCCCACCUCUGUGACUCUAUAAAAGAAGAAGUAGAGAAGAUAAAUCCACUCUCAUCACCUGGAAGGGAAGACAAAACAGCCUCAACUACGUUUUGAAAAAAUCUUUCCAAGACCUUUCUUCAGAGAUUUUACUCAGUUGAUUUGCACAAUGAAGAAAGAACACAUUUUUUGGAUGUCUGUAUGCCUGCUGCUUGGUCUUGUCCCUGCCCCUGUUAACUCAGCAGCCAAGGAAGAUGAAGAAUUUACAAACAUUACAGAUAUUAAACCACCACUACAGAAGCCGACACACUCAUUUUGUGCAAUGAAGGUAGAUGAUGGGCCGUGCAGAGCAUUCAUCAAGAGAUUUUUUUUCAAUAUUCUCACCCAUCAGUGUGAAGAAUUUAUAUAUGGAGGAUGUGAAGGGAACGAGAAUCGAUUCGAGAGUCUGGAAGAAUGCAAAGAAAAAUGUGCACAAGAUUAUCCAAAGAUGACUACAAAGCUGCCAUUUCAAAAAGGAAAGCCCGAUUUCUGCUUUUUGCAAGAAGAUCCUGGUAUUUGUCGAGGUUAUAUUACCAGAUAUUUUUAUAACAAUCAAUCAAAACAAUGUGAACGUUUCAAGUAUGGUGGGUGCCUUGGCAAUCUAAACAACUUUGAGUCAUUGGAAGAAUGCAAGAACACCUGUGAGAAUCCAACGAGUGAUUUCCAGGUGGAUGACCAUAGAACCCAGCUCAAUACUGUGAAUAACACAUUGAUUAAACAGCCGACCAAGGCUCCCAGACGUUGGGCAUUUCGUGGCCCCUCGUGGUGUCUGCCCCCAGCAGACAGAGGAUUGUGUCAAGCCAAUGAGAUCAGAUUCUUCUACAAUGCAAUCAUCGGGAAAUGCCGCCCAUUUAAGUACAGUGGAUGUGGGGGAAAUGAAAAUAAUUUCACUUCCAAAAAAGCAUGUAUCACAGCUUGUAAAAAAGGUUUCAUCGGAAGACUAUCAAAAGGAGGACUAAUUAAAACCAAAAGGAGGAAAAAGAAGCAGCCUGUGAAAAUAACUUCUGUAGAAACUUUUGUUAAAACGACUUAAGUUUGUUGUAAUAGAAAAUUAAUUCUACUAAUCAUUUUCUUUGAGUAUUUCACUCUGAUUUAUCUUGUUUUCAUCUGCUAUGAUACUUUUACUUAGUCUGUUUCUUAAAUAAUUUUCUAGACUUAGUGUGCCUGAUAUUGAUAUAUUUAUAUCAGAGUUCCUUUUCUAAUCUGGCCAAAUGUCCUAUUCUAGGGCUUAAUUAACUGGCUACUGUGAAUUUACUUUUUCUUUUGACUCCUUUGUAUUUGCCAUUUAACUACAAAUUAUCAUGCUACUGGCCACAUCAAGUCUAGCCUUUUAUUUCCAUCUGGUGCCCAUCUAUUCGACCAUCUGUACUCACUUAUUUGUUAUGUCCAUGUAUGUGAUGGUCUCCUUUAUAGCCAGCCUACCACCGGCUUAAGAAAUAUAGCUCUAAGAACAAACACUUUGGGGUUUUCACUUUGAAAGUGGUAACAAAGACCUGUUUCUGAUAAAAAUUACUCCUAAAUUGUGUUUUUGGAAACAACUGGUAACAAUACAAUUCUAUCACAACCUUCUCUCCCUCCAUUCAAUAUGGAGCCAAAUUGUCUUUGAAAAAAAGACAAGUCAAUUCUGCAACAUAUGCCGUCCUGAUUUUUACUGGUUAAAUUUUUUUCUUCGUUUAAUUCUAGUUAAAUCACUAUGUAUUAAAUACAGUUCAUGAAAAGAAGAAACUUUAUGGCAAACCAAGUUUUUGAAUAGAAAUCAAAAGGAAAUUUUUUAAUUAUAUUAUUCAAUAAAAUUUUCUCCUAACCAAAAUAAUAUUUCACAUAUAUUUGUCGUUAAGCUUUACACACAAUGUAGCCAGUAAUUUGCACUGAAAAAGUUACAUUAUUUCUGAAGAAAAGAACAUUAACAGCAAGGAUGAUUCUACUCUAAAAUGUGUUCACUGUUCACUCACAGCUUUAACAAACAUUUCUCUGGAGUUACUCCCCUGUAUCCAGAGCUGAGCUGUUCCUUUGCGGCUGAGCCAGGCGCAGUCGGGUAUCUCAACAGCCUCCAGGACAUUACGGUUUCUGUGAUGUUCACAUAGUUUCACAUUUAAACCCGAACUUGUCAUCCAGAAACAACAAACCACCUCAUCACUUUGGUUCAGCUGUAAGCUCCAGAAAUAUGAUUACAAUUAUUUCUGUUCCUCAGUCCUGAAAGUUUGAAGUCAAAUUUCAUUUCUUAUUUCUCCCCCAAAUCCUAUCUAAUCAGCCUCAAAUCCUCUUGCUUCAUUUUUCAUAAGGUUCAUCCAGUCCCACCCCCCAGGCUUUGUACACCCUGCUGUAUCCUCAGAAAUUUGAUGGUUUUCUCCACCACUCAAAAUA